AUGGCUUUCCGCGGCGAACGCUUUGACAUUGAUCUUGACUCCGACUCAGAGUCCCCCGCACCCACUUUCGCGAUCCCUGGCGUCAUCGGGGAGAUCCAGGAACGUUCCCCCGCCGCACCUCCCGCGCCUCCAACUCUGAAGUCCGCCAGUGGCUUUCCUGCUCAUCGCCGUCGCGCCCCCAAACAGUCCGCUUUCAAACAACGCCAGACACAGCCCAAAGCUUCAACAAACAGAUCAGAAAAUCCGUCAUCUGGUCCACAGGAUGAGAAAGCGGCUAUUGGAGAGCAGAAUCGCCAGCAACUGGCAUCGAUGUCCGACGCAGAAAUUCAGAAAGAACGCGAGGAACUGAUGUCCACACUGGACCCUUCCUUACUCGAACGGUUUCUUCGUCGCGCUCGCAUUGAUGAUGAUGAGCCCGCGUCCUCUCCCUCCACCCCGGCAACGAACGACGCCACCAAAGGUUGUGCCUCGAAGCCCGAUCCAGCUUCUGUCCCAGCUCCAACCCCUGCGCAGUUACAGAAACAACCCACGAAAUCGAACAGCCGCCCUGCUUCAGAUGAUACCCCUCCCUCGAAAAUUCCCGAAGACCUCCAUUCAGCAGCAGACUUUCCAGCCUCAGGAUCCGUCCACUUCCCCACGCCUCCGUCCCGCGGCACACAAAUGCCAACGUUAGACCCUUCAUCGCCAUCCUUCCUCUCAGAUCUACAAGCGCACUACUUCCCGAAUAUCUCGCACGAUCCAUCAUCACUCUCUUGGCUGCAGCCACCCUCCUCAGAACCAGACGAACCGGGCGCCCCUCCCUCCUCCGCCUACCAUCCGGGCAGCAGCGCCGAAGCCGUACACCCCGCAUUCCUCCGAUUUUCUCUAAUCGGCACCAUACUCUCACCCUCGACUUCCCUCUCUCUACCAACAACGCUCGGCCUGCAUCAUCACGGCGACGACCCCCACGCCGCCGGUUACACGAUUCCCGAACUCGCGAUCCUUAGCCGCUCCUCAUUCCCCGCGCAACGCUGCAUCGCCUGGCAGGUUCUCGGCCGCAUUUUGUUUCGACUGGGGAAAGGACAGUUUGGUGAGCGUGGGAGUACACUGGUUGAAGGGCUUUGGUCCGUCAUUGAGCGUGAAGGAGUUGUGGCUGGGAUGCUGGAGGAGGCGGACUCAGCGAGUUCUUCGUCGUCUGGUCGUGCGGAGAGAAGCUCUACAGGUGCGGUGGACAAUCCACAAGAGACUUCUGGCGCAAAAGGGAGUGGGCUUGGACGGCAUGCAAGCGCGUCAGCUUGGGCUGUUGAAGCGGUCUGGUUAUGGCAGAUGGGUGGUUCCGGUGAUAGGGGGAUUCUGAAGCCUGGUGCUGUUCGAUCGCAGUAA
This is a messenger RNA of Aspergillus mulundensis, 1362 nucleotides long. RefSeq lists its product as uncharacterized. The coding region runs from base 1 to 1362 and encodes 453 amino acids. The transcript has a single exon. Gene Ontology annotation, cellular component: nucleus. Gene Ontology annotation, biological process: transcription by RNA polymerase II. The record is from RefSeq and is a predicted model, not a curated record. NCBI's taxonomy places the organism in Eukaryota, Fungi, Ascomycota, Eurotiomycetes, Eurotiales, Aspergillaceae.